UCUUCCCUCAUGCCAACCAUCGUUGAUUUCUUGUUUGUCUUCUCAUCCUUCUCCGCCUUUUCUUAAAUGUUCUUUGGGUUCUUUUGUGAAACCGUAUUUAAUCACUACCCUUGAUUGGGAAUCUCCACUAGGAGACGAGAGACUGAAUGGUAAUACUUGAGAAAAUACGUGGGCAUUAUCGAAUAUUCAGUUUCGGCUGCCGAAUAAAGAACGCAAUAGCUUACCAACUUUGCUCAACACUGCAAUCCAGGCGGCACAGGAAAAAGGGAACACAUUUGCAGAAACUAAGGUAUUGAUUACAAUAUUUAUCAAGAAUAGGGAAUCUUAUCGGUGUCUGCAACAAAAUGGGAUCCGAGGGCCCAACACCGGUAACGAUUCAUGUCACUGGCUUCAAAAAGUUUCAAGGUGUUCCCAAAAAUCCUACUGAGAGACUUGUAACCAAUUUGAGAAGUUAUGUAGAAAAGAGAGGAUUGCCAGCUGGUGUCACAUUGGGUAGCUGCAUUGUUCUUGAAACUGCCGGAGAAGCAGCACUUCCCGCGCUAUGCAGGGUCAUAGAAUCGGGGACUAGUGCAACAAAUAGUUCAAGUGGUAGACAAGUCGUAUGGCUUCACCUGGGGGUAAAUAGUGGGGCAUUUAAGUUUGCAAUUGAGCAGCAGACAGUAAAUGAAGCUACUUUUCGAUGUCCAGAUGAGCUUGGCUGGCAACCUCAACAACUGCCUAUCAUUGCAGAAGAUGGAGGAAUAACUUGCAAAAGAAAGACAUCUUGCUCUGCCGAGGCAAUACUAGAGUUGUUAAAUAAGAAACGGUAUGAGGUGACCAUUUCAGAUGACGCAGGCCGGUUUGUAUGCAACUAUGUAUAUUACCAUUCACUUCGGCUCGCAGAAGAAAAAGGUCAUAAAACUCUGUUUGUCCAUGUUCCUCCCUUCUAUAGAAUCAGCGAGGAAACCCAGAUGCAGUUUGUAGUGGCAUUGUUGGAGGCCAUUGCAUCAACUUGUUGAUUUCUUUGACUUGAAAUCUUAAAUGUAAACUAGAAGGCUGUGCUUUUGUUUGUUUGUUUUUUUCUUUUUUUCACAUUCACCUUUCACCCAAAUGUAUUGC
Ipomoea triloba (trilobed morning glory) is the source of this 1098-nucleotide messenger RNA. Its product is annotated as pyrrolidone-carboxylate peptidase. Gene Ontology annotation, cellular component: cytosol. The record is from RefSeq and is a predicted model, not a curated record. Gene Ontology annotation, biological process: proteolysis. The transcript is spliced from 5 exons. Lineage: Eukaryota; Viridiplantae; Streptophyta; Magnoliopsida; Solanales; Convolvulaceae. The coding region runs from base 345 to 998 and encodes 217 amino acids. Gene Ontology annotation, molecular function: pyroglutamyl-peptidase activity.